Molecule: messenger RNA, 1575 nt
Organism: Chara braunii
Lineage: Eukaryota; Viridiplantae; Streptophyta; Charophyceae; Charales; Characeae
Source: the annotation of a GenBank genome assembly
CCAUUUCUGUCAUCUUCCAGGGCACUUCAAACGUGAAUGCCCUUUCAAGUUCCCGCCAAACGGAGCCGAGAUGGCUGCGCGCAUUCGUGAAGGUGGUUCGGGGGGCUCGAAUGGAGAAGAUCGCCAUGGGAUCCUGCCGGCUCCAAGCUCGUCGAACGCAAUUGUGCCAUAUCAAGUGCCGCAGAAUCGAGGAUAUGGUGGCAAUGGUGGUAAUCAGUAUCGCGGAGGGGGUUAUAAUCAAGGUGGGGGUUACAAUCAAGGUGGGAGUUAUAAUCAAGGAGGGGGCUACAACCAAGGUGGAAAUUAUAAUAGACAGUGGGGAGGAGGUUAUAGAGAGAGGGAUCGUGAUGAUAAGUUAGAGAGGAUGUACAGUCUGUUGUCGGAGCAGGUGGAAGAACGGGAACAACGCAAAAAGGAGUUGGCCAAGCUUGACUUGCUGGAACUAGAAAAGAAGAGGCUGCAGGAGGAAGAGGAAAAAAGGCAGCAGGUGAACAAAGAACGUGAGUUGCAGGAGGCUAGAUUGGGAAAGAUAGUACGUACCAGUGUAAAGGCAGUUUGCGAAUCAGCUCUCGGACGUAAAGUAGAUGUUCCUGAGGACGACGACUGUGAGGUUGCAAAGUUGCGAAGGGAGCUGGAGGAGGAAGCUCUGCUCAAAGCCAAUUAUCAGGAAUCGGGGGAGGAGCGAUUACGCAAGGAGAUUGUUGAUUUGAAAAGCGGCAACGAGCAAGGGGCGAGUGCUGAUGGGAAGCGUGAUGAAAUCAUGGCGUUACAAUUGCAAAUCAAGGAACUCAGUUCUUUUCGCACCGCUCUGGAGGAGAAAAACGCUGAGGUAUCUGCUCUUAAGUUCGAAAAUAAUCAUCUGAAGAAAGAUGUAUCGGAGCUCUGGGAUGAAUUCCUCAGUCUUCGAGGGAAGAGGUGUUCGGUUGCGGUCACGGAGAAUAGUCCUCCAGCGGAGCCGGUUGCGGUUAAGCCUCGCGCGGAGCCUUCGACUACAGCGAUGUACACACCCAAGGACCUGGCCGCGUUGCAGAAAGCAUACAAGGAUGCUUUGAUGGGCAAGGAGAUGGAGCUCAAGGAGGCGCAAAUGCUCCAGGAGCGGAUGGCGAAUAUGGGAGCCUCUAAGAUUCGUCUAUCUGCAAGGCGGCAGUCUAACCGGAAAACUACGCCGCGUAAUCUUCGGACAAGUUUUCAAGAUGUCGAAGAAAUUGCUGAUGAUGACGAUGCCGAGAAGAAUCGGGGGGAAGAACGCCGAAAUGAAAAGAGCGCUGUGGAUGUUACCCAUGAUUUGGAAGUGGCCAAGAUGGCCGCAUUCAGGGAUUUGAGAUUGAAGGAGCUCAGGCAAUUGAAGAAACAGGAUAUGGAGGCGGCCUGUGCGAAGGAGGGAAUCAGCUACAUUAAACUGGAGCAGGCCAAGGCGGAUGUUGUUGAGAUCAAGGCUGACCGCGAUUUUGAUGCAUGGCUCAAGGAAAAGGAUCUUGCCGAGGAGGAAGAUCGCGACCUGCAUUAUGCCACUUCUACGGAAGAGGUCGACGAUGCUUGAGGAGACUCCCUGGGCGCGUCUCAUUUGCAGGAUCU